Phanerochaete carnosa HHB-10118-sp is the source of this 509-nucleotide messenger RNA. RefSeq lists its product as uncharacterized. The transcript has 6 exons. Gene Ontology annotation, molecular function: catalytic activity. The record is from RefSeq and is a predicted model, not a curated record. Bases 5 to 427 code for a protein of 140 amino acids. Lineage: Eukaryota; Fungi; Basidiomycota; Agaricomycetes; Polyporales; Phanerochaetaceae. Gene Ontology annotation, biological process: nucleotide metabolic process.
UAACAUGGCUACUUCUGACCCCAGUUGCAUCUUCUGUAUGAUCGUCGCGGGGAAGAUUCCAUGUUUAAAGGUGUACGAGACUGACAAGACGCUUGCGUUUCUCGACAUCGGCCCUAUUUCUGAGGGUCACACGCAAGUAAUCCCGAAGUGCCAUGCCCGCACCGUCUUGGACAUGCCCGAUGAGUAUCUCGCAGACAUCGGCCCUAUUCUGAAGAAAGUGGCGACGGCUGCCGGCGUUGAUCAAUUCAACAUCUUGCAGAACAAUGGGAAGUUGGCCUUUCAGCAUGUUGACCACGUCCACUUCCAUGUUAUUCCAAAGAGGAGUACUGAAGAGGGCCUGCUCCUAUCAGAGGAUGUUUGGCGGCGCGUUGAGCCCCAGAGGGAGGAGCUUGUGGCUACACAGAAGAAGAUGCAGGGUCGACUGUAAGCGAAGGCUAUAGCUUGACAGCUAGCUGUGCUCUUGUGUAGCUUGGAAUUAUGUAACAUCUAGUCUGCGGAACAAUCUACCU